GAAAUUGGACUGGCAUCUCUGGGAGCUCCGGAUGAUUUCAUCGAGAAACUCGCUACGGUUUAUUGGUUUACAGUGGAGUUUGGACUAUGUAAAGAAGGUGAUUCACUCAAGGCGUAUGGUGCAGGGCUGCUGUCUUCAUUUGGAGAGCUGCAGUAUUGUUUAUCAAGUAAACCUGAGAUUCAGCCUCUUGUCCUGGAGAAGACUGCUGUGCAGAAGUACCCUGUUACUGAGUUCCAGCCUAUCUACUAUGUUGCUGAAAGUUUUAAAGAUGCAAAAGAAAAGCUAAGGAAAUUUGCUCAAACGAUCCCUCGUCCUUUCUCUGUUCGGUACAAUCCCUACACCCAGAGGAUUGAAGUCCUGGACAAUGCAAAGCAGCUGAAGAACUUAGCUGACACCAUCAAUAGUGAGAUGGGGAUCCUUUGCAAUGCCCUCCAGAAGAUAAAAUGAAGAUUUGCUGUAACUUGCUAGUCACUGGCUACUGACUAGAAGUUGCCAUGUGCAAAUGCCACUAUUCAUCUAGUCUCGGUGUAUUAUCUUCCUGUGUACUGCAUGAAUGCUUAUGUUACAUAUCUUAAUUACUAUAGAUUAGCAGAGAA
Phaethon lepturus (White-tailed tropicbird) is the source of this 596-nucleotide messenger RNA. Its product is annotated as phenylalanine-4-hydroxylase-like. Gene Ontology annotation, molecular function: iron ion binding; phenylalanine 4-monooxygenase activity. The record is from RefSeq and is a predicted model, not a curated record. The annotation marks the transcript as partial. The transcript has 5 exons. Gene Ontology annotation, biological process: L-tyrosine biosynthetic process. NCBI's taxonomy places the organism in Eukaryota, Metazoa, Chordata, Aves, Phaethontiformes, Phaethontidae.